CAAGGCGGUGGAUCGCAUCACCCUCUUUGUUUGUAGCCUAUGUAGCGGCUGUUGACGGCGACAAGCUACUGAUGUGUUGCUGUCUUAGGGUCCUGUUCGUGUCGCGGUGCGAUUGUGGAGCGAUUGUGUUAAGCGUGUUGUGGCGUCUUUUCUAUAGGAACCUUUUGGUUAAUAAUAAAAACCAAAUAUAGUAGUUGUUAGAACACCUAGUGAAGAAAGUGUACAGGAUUAGAAAUGACAGCGGGCGAGCAGCAAAAGGCAAAUGGGCAUGUUGAACCGAAAGUUCGUGUUCUAAAGCUUCAGGAUGACGUAGGUUUCCGGACUCUCCCCGACCAGAGUGUAAGACGCCAUUUUCAACAUGGGUUUGCGUUCAACAUACUUUGCAUCGGGGAAACCGGAAUCGGAAAAAGCACCCUCAUGGAUUCUUUGUUUAAUUUCUCUUUUGACCUGCCGACAUCAACGCACGACCAUCCCGAUGUGAAGAUUAUGUCAAAAUCAUUCGAACUAAUGGAAAACAAUGUUAAGCUAAACGUUGGAAUUGUUGAAACUAUCGGCUACGGAGACCAGAUCAACAAACAGAAGAGCUGUCAGGCCAUCAUCGACUACAUCGACGCCAAGUUUGAGGGAUAUCUCCAGGAAGAGCUUCAGAUUAGCCGCAAGUUGAACACUUUUCGUGACGGCCGCAUUCACGUCUGUUUGUACUUCAUUACGCCAACGGGACAUGGACUAAAGGCGUUGGACCUUAUAUGCAUGAAGCAACUCGACUCUAAGGUGAAUUUGAUUCCAGUGAUAGCGAAAAGCGAUAUCAUCUCAAAGCAAGACCUCAUUGCGUUUAAGCGCCGUGUGCAAAGUGAGCUGACUAAUAGCGGUGUGCAAAUCUAUCAGUUUCCCGUUGAUGAUCCCAUGUCGCCGCAGGAUGCCAACCGUCAGUACAACGCAUUAAUGCCGUUCGCCGUCAUUGGUUCCCGGGAUCUCGUCCGUGUUGGUACCAAAAUGGUGCGGGCGCGACAAUAUCCCUGGGGGGUUGUCCAAAUCGAGAAUGAGGCGCAUUGCGAUUUCACACGGUUGCGUGACGCUGUUUUGCGGUAUAAUUUAGCCGACCUGGUCGAGUCCACUCAUGUGAAGCACUAUGAGCUCUACAGACGUAUGCGGCUCAUCGCCAUGGGUUUCGGAGAUGCCGGCAUCGGAGAUUCGUCGACGUUUGAACGAAAGUGGGCAGAGCACCGGGCUUCGCUACAAAAGCGUGAAGACGACAUGCGGCAAACGUUUGUCGACAAAGUGAAGGACAAGGAGACCCAGCUGAAAGAUAAGGAACGCGAAAUGAACUUGCGAUUCGAUUCUUUGCAUAAGGAGGUUUUAAUGCACCAGAAAAGACUCGAUGAAGAUAAACGAAUCCUCGAAGAAAAGAUAAACGAGUUGCAAAGAAAGCGCCAGCUUGUUCAGCAACACAAUACUAUGACUCUUGGCAAGAGCAAACGACGAUAGAUGAAAGACGCGAGGUGACAUAAAAAGUGUCCCAGCUUUUCAAACUAUUGACCAGUUGGGACCACCAUGGGAAGAAGCCGCGAAUCAUCAAACCACUAUCACGAAUCAGCUCCGUAGUAACAUAAUUUAAAAUCUGCCACCUGUAUCGAACCAGGUUAAGUAAUGUAUCACCAUCAUAAAGUACAGAAACAGGAACAAUUUCAUCCAAAACGCUGAAUAAGCGCAAUUAACUGAACCAGCCGUUUGAUCAAAAACUCAGAAGAACACAAAAGUUUUUUGUAUGGGAAAGGUAUGGCGUUACUGGCCCGACGUGCUCAAGAUUUAGCUGUCUGUCGGUCGGUUUCCACUGUCCGAGGGCAGAAUAGCGGUCGAAAUCAACCUCAACUCCUGUAUACUUAAAAAUUAGAAAUUAACAGAGAGUUACCGGUAGCUAAUGUGAAAUCAAGUAAAAGCUGUAUUUCAUAAAGCUAUAAGUUCGUGCGUGAUCAAUAAACAGUGUAAUAAUACGCGUAAUGAGAUGCAAGGCUUAACGUGUGUCGUCGUCCGAAGAUCGCUAAAUCGAUUUUUAUGUGGUAACUAAUUAGCAACAGUAAAACAAAGAAACGACUCAUGAGACCUGACGUCACCCCUGUUCCUCUUAACCUGAUAAAGCUUUGCUGAAACUAAGGAGGCUUAUUAUAGUAUUCCUGAUCGAUCAUGCAAACGACGAGAACGAACAUCAGUAGUUUGAUCAGUAGAAAAGUGUGAAUGGAACAAGAUUUUUUGCUCAGUGUUUGCCUAUUCCAACUCCAGAUCUAACAACUGAUAACAGGGCUGACGGCAGAUGUUUUCCUGUAUUGAGUUUGCAUGGUAGAGACUGCUUUGGUUUUCCUUAAGAGGAAAUCGUGUAGUGGGCUUGAAACUUAAGGACAUACGGACAUUUUUUAUUAAAGAACAAUCGCCUUUGCAUAAAGCUAAAGGCGAAUUGUGUUCGAUUUCGACGAAGCAAAAAAGGAAACGAAGAAUACUUUACGAAGAACCUUUGCAUACUAAAUAGACAAAUACCUAUCAUAUCUGCACGUGGAUGUAUAAGUGAAUAGAAAUUUCGCUUUUGAACAAUCUGAACGGCGAUCAAUUGAUUGCAAUUGAUAAUGAUGCCAACUUAGAUACUGAAUGAAACGCUUGCUUUAAAGUAGUUGAACAUUACUCUAACAACGCCCUUUCUAUAUGACUUUUUGUGUUCUCGUCAAGCGUUCAUUUUAAGAGCCGGACAAUAAAUAUAUACAUAUAUAUAUAUGAAGUAUUAAAGGAAGGCUAGUUAUUUAAUUGUAAGUAACAAAUACUUUGGUUUUUACCGUCCUUGCCUUCUGUAGACAAAUUUGGAUAUGCUUCAUAUAGUGAAAAUAUUACGCUGCGUUUUGUUUAGGUUUUUUUUUAUACUAAUAUAUUAUCAGGUUGAAUUCAAGACAGUAGUUUGUGCUAGUUAAGCAGGCUACCGAUGCUUUUAACGUGAAAGCGGUGUGGCAUACCUUAGACUACAAGCAAUUUUGACAAGCCACAUGAACGUGACUACAUUGUACUAUAGUUUACUAUGAACAAUCAUUGCGUCACGUUAAGAAGAUUUGUUACAAAAAUUGUGAAAAGCAUUUUGCUUUUCAGUGUGAUUGAAGCUUAGGGGUAACAAGGACCGAACAAGUUUGUGCUUACCAACUACAACGGUCAUGUAAAGUGAUAUGGGAUAAAAAACGAUGAACCAUAUCGUCCUUAUAUUGACAACUAGUUAACUUGAUUAGCCAAAUAAGGGUACAGAGACCCGCACUCACAUUAUAGAGCUUUUCAAGAAAAGGCUCGAGUUUUUGUCGGUGCCUCGACGUUCCUUGUUUUAGGGUCACUUCUUUUAUAAGUUUUUGAGAUAAUCCUACAUAUCAAUAUUAAAAUCUAUAGUAGGAAAAAUGACUGUUUAGAAUCAGCAAUUGAAUGACGAUUAAAGUCGUACAUACGACCCAUUUUUAAUAAUAAGUGUCCUGACCCAUUGAAACGUACUUGCCUUUUGAAUGUCGAGGCAAACUAAUACAGUUAAAUGUUUCUUGUUUUCUUUCCUUUUUAAUGUCUAAAGUAACGUUUGUCGCGUCUCACAGAGGCUAAAAUAAUAUCUGGGUCUGAAAGAGGCUAUGCCAUUAAACGAAAUGAAGUGUGCACAUAUGAAAACAUCCAAAAGUAUCGUUGGUAAAAGUCAACGAUAAACCUAGUCUAGUAAUAUAUAUAUAUAUAUAUAUAUAUAUAUAUAUAUAUAUAUAUUAUAAUAUCUAUAUGUAUACUAUAGCCUGAGAUUUAGUCAGUUCUAAGUCGUUCGGAAUCCGGGAGAUUUUUAAAAAGCAGAGCAUGGACGAAAUUAAGUAAUCGUGCUUUCCAACUGUUUGUUUUCUCUUGUACGGUCCUACGGUCACUAAAGUAGAACAGGACAGCAUUUCCCCGGAAUCUAAAAUGCCGAAGGAAAUGCAUUGGAGUGACAGGGACAAUAGUCGUGCCUUGACACUGAUUUCGAUAUCAAAAUUUCAACCAGUGAAUCUUUGAACUGGUUUGAACCCUGAUCGAUAUAAAUGCAAUUAAAUAGGAGAAAAAUUAUUUGGUCUAUUGAAUUCAAUAAUUCUACUAGGUACUAUCCCUAUAAAAAUAGCUUGCGCGUGUUUAGGGAAGACUGUAAGCCGAUUUAAAAUAUAAAUUAAGUAUUAUGAUUCUUGUGUAACAUUCUAGUCUCUUUUGUGGCUUUAUACCACACUAGACGCUUUGUCAAAUUUAAAGCGGUAACGAAGCCAUUUACAUGGACUCAAAAUAUUCCUUGUUAUCAAGCCUUCAUUAGUUCUACGUCCUGUGUGUGUGUUUCAUCUUCGAAACAUCUUCCAGUAGACGGUUUUUAGCAAUACUGCAUAGUUGUACUCGAAAUGUAUAUAUAAGUGGCAAUGGCUAUGUAGAACCGCUCCACUCAUGGCGGCUUUCGACUUACCAGCAACUAACUCCGUAUUGGCUUGUAGUAAGUUCUCUUCCACAAAAUCGUUUUCUUCAAAGGGUUUUUCAAAUUGGUAGUUUAGCCCCCGGGUCAAAGUUAGUGUGAUAUUAUGCCCAUUCUGCCAAAUAUUCAUAUAUUUGAGCCUCUUGCUUCGAAAAGUACCUAUCGAGAAAUUCUGAUGCAACGGAAUGGCUGAUACUCAUAAAACCUGCCUGGUGGCUAAAGCCCUUUGGAGCAUCUUUCUAAUAGUUUUUGUCAUUGUGAUCAUUAUGUUUUAAUACGUAACCUGGAUGCCACAAAGACCAGUGCGUUUUAAAAAUCUCAAGUCUGCUAUAUGGUUACAACGGUCCUACGUGAAGCUAUUUGAGCUCAUUUGCCUAUAGUUCAGCCUAUAUGGGCUUCAGUCCAAGCAUUAAUUUUUGAAAUAAAUAUAGUGAAUAUUUCGUCAACCGUGUUUGCCUAUGGAUGUCAUGAUUUUGUCAGACCUUUUGAUCAAAUCUGUAUUUUUUGACGAAUGAAUAGAGUGUCAUCUCUACUUAUCUACUAAACAAUAGAUUAUUCAAUUUCUUUGAUCUUCAGGAAAUAUAUACAAUCCAUGGUAUAUUGCACAGAUGUAAGUGAGGCUCUGCAUAACGGUUUUCAAAUGGUUUUAUAAAGGUAAAUUCUCUAUUUUUAUGUAACCCUAAAUAAUAACACUCUCAUCGGUCCAUCACUUUGAGACACACCAUCCUAGACUCUUAACCAAAAAAUUGACUAGAGGUCUUACUGUUCUUCAUGAAUUGCCUUGUUUCGAUAAACAUUAGAGUGGUAAUGACUGCAAAACUCCGGAUCAAUUUGCAGCUACCUCAGCUCUACCAUUACUGAAUUCAUACUUGUGCCAUUCAACCGCGUGCUCCUACUCAGCUAGUCGAUUAACAACAAGCAUAAGUUUUGCUAAGUCAAGUUAACAAAACAGAAAACAGUCAACAAAAAGGGCCCUGUGCAAGGAGAACGUGAAGAUCACGUCAGAACAGUUAGCUAUUAGCGAAUCGCUUUGCCUGAAAGAGUUCUCGUCGCAAUUCCAGCACAGCUACUGCUAAGUCUGUUGAAUUAACUCUAACAGCAUUAAAGUAAGAAGAAUAGAAGAAUUAUUUUCAAAGUUAAUUUUUGUAACCCCGUAGCGUCCUGCUUCUUCGCCAGCCACUAUAAAUUCUGGCCUUCCGAAAAAGGAACGCAAGCACUUUUUUAGGACUGUUCUUAAAUAAUUUUGCCUUUUCAUUGUGUAACAUAAUGCAAUACGCUGUGCAUACAGGGAGACACAAUAUAAGUCACGUUCUGAUUGUGAAUCAAUUUUUUCUUACUUUUGAGUUGUAGUCAACAACAUCUAUGAUCUACGCUACAGCAACUGAUUUAUUGACUAUUUACAAACCUUGGUAAUAUCUGCUUUUAUAUAUACGCCAUAGAAGCAAGUUUUGUUCUACCAAUGUUUGCCGUCUCGAUCACUGACAGCGACAUAGAGAUGCAGAGGACCACUUAUAGCUAGCUACAAAGCUACAAAUUGCUAGAUGCGUCGAACAGCAGACAUAAAGGUAAAGCUUAGGGUUAAUAUUAAUGUCAUAUUUAAAUUGAUACGCUGGCUUGAAGCGAAACAGACAUGCCGAACAUUUGAAUAGUGUUAAAAUUACAAUUGUGUAUUUCUAUUCGCGUGCCAUUCGUACACAUUGGGUAUGAAUUUGGCUUUUUCGUCUGCUAGUCAGAAAACUGCCGUGAACCGAAGCUUUCGCGUGAUAACUGAAAUGUCGCCGUACUCAUACAGAUAGCCAUACUAAUAAUAACAAUAUUAAAAAAAUUCACAAAGAGAGCUACGGGCAAAAAUUGGGAACUACAAACCAAUUAAAAAAGAGUGUUUAGUUCAUUGCGCAUUGUCUUAAAUGUUGUUUGAAACUGUAUUUAUUGUCCUCUACUAAACUGAACCGCCUGGCUUUAAAUUUUCCUCCUCACUAUAGAAGUACAGUUAUUUGAGUAAGCAGAGCAACUUUACGAGAAGUUUAGUUUAUUCAAGUUCAAAUGAUGCAGCAAUUUGGAGAGACUGAGGUGCCAAGCAUCAUAUGAUAGUUUCAUGUGACAUUUCUAACGUAGGAACAACAACAAAACUGCACCAACUCACCUACUGAACACAGUAGUUAAAUAUGGACAAAAUAUUUCGCAAUGGAUUAAGAGUGGUAAGGAGUUCAAGGUCCCGCCAACGAACAUACUAUACAAACGGAAGGAGGUUGUCAUUGAUUGAACGCUUGUCAAUUUUCGUACUUGCCGCUAAUCAUACAACCAAAAUUACGGAACCAAUUAAAUUCCUAGCAGUUUUUAUCAAAACUAAAAAAAAAUGUGUCCCUAAUGGCGCCAAAUGUGUAGACAUUUGACUAGAAAAACUAACGUACCCAAAUAAGACUAUUGAUUUUCAAUAUGGAUAGUAAUAAUCUCAUUGUUACUGACAAAUGCCUUAUUGAAGUAAGAAUAUAAGGAAAUAA
Molecule: messenger RNA, 6975 nt
Organism: Varroa destructor (honeybee mite)
Lineage: Eukaryota; Metazoa; Arthropoda; Arachnida; Mesostigmata; Varroidae
Product: septin-2-like
Molecular function (GO): GTP binding
Source: RefSeq, a predicted model, not a curated record